AUGUUCCCUACUCAGAAAGAGCCUCGCGGCGUCGCAGGGGAUGCGUCAGCUGCAGGACUCGAAGGCCACCUCCGGAAUCUGAUUCUCACAAACGCCAAUCCAAAUCUCAGCCCAGCGCCUUUUAUAUCUGCAGACACUCGCCCCCAAGUCGCGGCGCCAUAUCCACAACAAAAUACCAAUACCAAAUCCAAUUAUCCAGCAAACCAGAUGGCCUUUGAUGCCACAUCCCAGCAGGGGCACCCUUCGCCAAAGGCUGGCCGGAAGCGCCCUAAUCAAGCUCAGCGGCGACAGAUGGCAUCUCAGUUCACAAUCGCCCCUGACUCGCCGCCGCAGGUGCCUCCUUAUCACCAUCCAGCAAGGCCCAAUUCCCAAUGGACAGCUUCGCAGCCUCAAGCUUGGCCAGCGCCGAGGUCCUCAGAAUUCCACCGCCCGCGUAACUCAUGGAACGGCCCUCCGCAGCCGUCUGGGAAUAGGCCUGCGUACCAACACUCGCCGACGCCGAGGUCGUUUAAUAAUACGGGACCAUCUCACAUCACACACCAGAGCACAGGAUCAGCCUAUAACAAUAGCUAUCAGCGUUCUUACAUUACGCCGGAAGAAAUUGCAAACCAAGCCCGUCUGCUGGACGAGCUCUCUCAUCAAGUCGUAGCUCAUUCCGAAAUCGACAGAUCUGAGAUAGCGGAGAAAGAAGCUUUUCGACAGCGGAUAGAGCAAAUUUGCCGCGAGAUUAUUUGCCGGUUUGAGGAACAGCAAGACAUAAGCAAUCCGAUCCCGCCGUAUUCUGUGGAGUUAAAAUGUUUCGGCAGCCUUGCUUCUGGAUUUGCCACAAAAGCUUCGGAUUUAGAUCUUGGCCUCGUAUCACCCCUCUCCAAGUUUCCGCCUGAUACCCCUGGGUCUCCCAUACCUCGCCUAAUCGAAAAGGCAUUUUUAGAAGCUGGUCUCGGCGCAAGGCUUCUAAGCCGUACCAGAGUCCCAAUCAUUAAACUUUGCGAGCUCCCCCCGGAGAAACUCCUCAAGGGCCUCUUACAAGCACGUAAGAAAUGGGAACGCGGUGUUGACAGUGAUGCGCAACCCGGAACCACCGAAGCUGAGCAUGGAAAUGAUGGCUUUAAUCAUGGCGGCGAUGGUGAUGCUCACGCACAAAGCGGAGUAGCUGAUGCUGGAUCAGGCUCUCCGUCGGGCGAAUUUGAGAUCAUCUAUAAAGACUCUGGCGAGACGCGCCGUUUCCAUCUACAACAAGGGCCAAGAAAUUCUCUUGAUUCCUACUAUGGUCUAGCUAAGCGCGUUUUGCGAAAGGCUGGCGGCCAUGACGCCAACGCUUCAAACUGGAGAGACCUCACCGAGCCCGAAUGGGAUAUUCUCAAUAGAGUCUGCCAUGCUUUUAUACAAGGUCUGGCAGAUGCCUCCUUGCGAGAUCAUAUCGCCUCAUUUCCUUCCGUCUCGGCAGCGGGGAUUCUAUCAAACGCAGCCUACCGCCGCUCGCUGUCAGGGAUAUAUAUGCAAAUAGAAGGAGCAUAUAUAAUACGGAAAUGGGAAUCAUGGAGCGAGGGCCGUCUCCUGAAACAAGUUGAAGAUGAUAAACUCAUCACACAGUGGGAGUCUUUGCAGUCGAGGCAGUUGUCAGAUAUCGAGCCUAUUUCAUAUAAUAGGGACCUUCACUUGGCUCUCGAAAAACUCAAAAAGAUGCCAUCUAUGCAGCUACUACUACUCCAGCAAGACCAACAAGAGACCCCCUCGCAGUACAACAUCAGGGUCACAAGCCUCAUAAAUAACAUAGGGCCUUACCAUGAAAGCUCCUUUUCCGCGGUGCAGGAAGCUAUAAUUAGUCAGUACGUGGCCGGAGUCUUCCAAGAAGAAAUACGUACCCAACUCAGCGAUUAUAUACAACAAUUUCCGGAGCAGAGGACCAUCCAAGCGGUGGGAUGUCGCCAUAAAAGCAUUCAUUUAGCCAAUGAGUUGAAGAAGGCUGUGGAGAACAGUUUAUACGAAGCAGCUUUUGUGCCAGAUAUUACGCAGUAUAUCGAGCUGCUACAGCAGCCGCUACAAAAAAGAAUAAUCAAGCCAGGAAAACCAUGUUAUAUCAUGCCUGUCCCGCCUGGACUCUCUUCUACGUUUGCCACAAUCAAGACGCUAGCUGAUCCCCACAAGAUGAUGCUGAAUGACAGAUAUCGCGAUCCGCUGGAAUUCCCUGCAUCAGAUGCAGGGGUACAAUGCGAUAUCAAUUUUUCUGCUCACUUGGCUCUUCAAAACACACUUUUGCUGCGGUGCUAUUCGCAUACAGAUCCACGAGUUCGCCCCAUGAUCCUUUUCAUCAAACACUGGGCUAAAGUGCGAGGCAUCAACUCUGGAUACCGCGGUACUCUAAGCAGUUACGGCUAUGUUUUGAUGGCCCUCCAUUAUCUCGUCAAUGUUGUGCAGCCUUUUGUUUGUCCAAAUCUCCAACAGCUUGCACCGCCGCCACCCAAUAACUUGUCACCGGCUGAAAUUGAAUCCACCAUAACUUGUCGAGGCUAUGACGUUCAGUUCUGGAGAAAUGAAGAAGAAAUCGUAAGACUAGCAUCUCAAAACCAACUGAACGGAAAUAGAGAAAGCAUUGGACACCUACUGAGGGGUUUCUUCGAGUAUUAUGCUCAAAGUGGGACGAUGAGCAAUGGCAUUGGUAAAGGAUUUGAUUGGGGCCGAAAUGUCAUCAGCCUCCGAACGUAUGGAGGCAUUCUAACAAAGCAAGAAAAGGGAUGGACGGGAGCAAAGACUGUAUAUGAAGUUCAGAAGACAGCAGGCAAUGCAGCCGCUCCAGCAAGCCCUCUGCAGUCAACCGUUCAGCCUCAGGUAGCUCAACAAGCCACCAAGGACGAAGAGGUCAAAGAGAUUCGGCUCCGAUACCUCUUUGCUAUCGAAGACCCAUUCGAGACCGACCACAAUGUGGCGCGGACAGUCACUCACAAUGGCAUAGUAUCGAUUCGUGACGAGUUCCGCCGAGCUUGGAGAAUCCUUCGCGCCGCUGGCAACGGAAACACUCAGGAGAGCCUAAUUCAGGAUGUUGAGAGCCAAGAAGAGCUUUCAGCUACAUUUUUGCAACUACUUCAAGACAUACACGGACCCACUCCAGCCUAA
Molecule: messenger RNA, 3114 nt
Organism: Trichoderma atroviride IMI 206040
Lineage: Eukaryota; Fungi; Ascomycota; Sordariomycetes; Hypocreales; Hypocreaceae
Source: RefSeq, a predicted model, not a curated record